This is a messenger RNA of Stereum hirsutum FP-91666 SS1, 2125 nucleotides long. RefSeq names its product FAD/NAD-P-binding domain-containing protein. Lineage: Eukaryota; Fungi; Basidiomycota; Agaricomycetes; Russulales; Stereaceae. The record is from RefSeq and is a predicted model, not a curated record. Bases 8 to 1999 code for a protein of 663 amino acids. The transcript has 12 exons.
CGGAAAGAUGGCAUCCUCGAGUACUGUACGCGCACUGCGUGCCGUCAAGCACGAUAUAGAGCUCUUCAACCAAACUUCAGCGAAGUUAUUCAAGCAGCGCAGGUUCUUGAGACUACUCAAUCCUAUGCGCGUCGCGUAUCUUUUGCUCGAUAUAUUCUACAUCGCGAUACAGCUCGUCAUCUUGUUCUUUUUCAAACCGCCUGUUCCAAAAAGCGAUGAACUAAAGAAGCCGUUUGGCAAAAUUGCCGUCGUCGGUGCUGGCUUAACCGGAAUCUCAUCCGCUGCCCACUGUGUCUCGCACAACUUCGAUGUUGUAAUUUUUGAAUCAUCCGACCGACCAGGAGGUAUCUGGGCCCACGUUAACAAAACGUCGGGUCUGCAGCUCAACUCGAUGCUAUACCGUUUCCAUCCUUCACUAUUGUGGUCGCUCGCGUUCCCGCAGAGGGACGAUAUCGUCGGUGAAAUUACAAGGAUUUGGAAAGAAUACAGGCUCGAGUCGCGGACUCGUUUCAACACUCCCGUAACUUCAGCCAAACGUGCGCCAGGAAGUUCUUCUCCCGGUUCUAAAUGGAUCAUCAACGACAACGAAGACGAGAUGUUCGACGCUAUCAUCGUCACUAUUGGAACGUGUGGAAAACCGCAGAUGGUCGGGUUCCCAGGUAUGCCGAAGGAUAAGGCGCCACCGAAGAAAGAGAAGAAGGGCGGUGACGAGAAGAAGCAAGGAAAGAAACAAGAGAACGGUAAAUCACAAGAGGACCACCACGAACCUAAAGAAAAAGACGACUCCCCCGAGAUCGAUAGUUCUCCUACCCAAGACUCAGGCUCACUUCCAAGCCCCACAGAUCCCCGUCAAGCCGGCGCCCCCAGCUAUUCUGCCAUGGCAAAGACGGAACCUACGGGUGAGAAUCAUGUGGUUGUUGCACAGGGUGAUGGCGCCGACGAACUGCGUGAAGAGUCGCCGGACGGGAAGAGGCCUGGUGAGCCCGCUGACGAGGGUAAUCAAGACGAGGACGAGGAGGUAUACGAGGGACAGCUUAUGCACUCGAGCGAAUUGGACGAUAAGGAUGUGAAGGGGAAAACUGUUGUUGUCGUUGGCUCGGGGGCUAGUGGGGUAGAGGCUGUUGAGACGGCACUAGACAGAGGGGCAAAGGAAGCUAUCAUGAUUGCCAGGGAUGACAAGUGGAUCAUUCCUAGGAAUAUUAUCGUGGACACUGCGAUUUCGGCGCAGCCAUUUGGGAGGGAGAUGCCACUCAGCUUCCUUUGGGAGGGCUUCCUCAAACAUUGGCAUUACCGCGGAGUCGAGGACCUCGUCCCCGUCGACAAAGGUAUCUAUGAAGGUACACCGGUUGUCAACGAUGAUUUCCUGCAACACGUCCGUUCCGGCUCCUGCACCUACAUCCGCGGCGACACACUCCGUCUCACCAAAUCCGGCGUCGAAGUCCGCGUCCGACCCCGCGGCUCUAAACCCGGUGACAAAGGUCCCUCUCACUCCCCACCACCCGAGAAAUCGAACGCCAAAUCCAACGAGUAUCCCAUCAAGGAGAUCAAAGGCGAGGCGGUCGUGCUAGCGACUGGAUUCGAGAAGCCGAGCGUCGACUUUUUGCCGGAGGAUCUGUUUCCGGGGGAUUAUGGCAGGCCGAACUUGUACUUGCAGAAUUUUGCGACGGAGGAUUGGAGCAUAUUGAUGACGAAUUCGUCGUACUUGAAUGCGAUCGGGACAGUUGGCCAUAUCCAUAUCGGGAUUUAUACGCGUAUCUUGCUGAUCUUCCUUAUGGAUGAGUAUGCGCGCCCGCCACCGAAGGAUAUGAAGCUUUGGGUGGACGCAAUCGGGUUCGUGAAGCGUGGUGCGAAGGGUGGUGCGCUUGGGUUUUUCACUUAUAUGGAGCUCACUAUCUGGUUCUUGCUGUUCCACAUCUUCCGACCGGAUAGGAUUCGCUGGGUGUUUUUCUCGAUGCAAGGAUGGGGGCUAAACGUGAACAAGAUCAAUGCGAAAGCUUGAAGUACUUCUCGAGGCAGAUUUCUUGAAGAAAACACUAUCCUUACACCGUAGCCGUUUGUAUGGGCGCAUUAGACUGAAAGAUUUAUUGACACAGUAUCUAUCACUAUUCUGUACUGCCGCAUCAGC